Molecule: messenger RNA, 608 nt
Organism: Antrostomus carolinensis (chuck-will's-widow)
Lineage: Eukaryota; Metazoa; Chordata; Aves; Caprimulgiformes; Caprimulgidae
Product: vang-like protein 2-B
Exons: 1
Biological process (GO): multicellular organism development
Cellular component (GO): membrane
Source: RefSeq, a predicted model, not a curated record
GAUGACAACUGGGGUGAAACCACCACGGUGGUGACGGGGACAUCAGAACACAGCAUCUCCCACGAUGACAUCACCCGUAUCACCAAGGACAUGGAGGACAGCGCCCACUUGGACUGUUCCCGACACUUGGGCGUCUCGUUGGCCGGGGCGUUGGCUCUCCUCGCUUUCCUCACUCCUCUCGCCUUUAUGCUCCUACCCCAACUACUAUGGCGAGAAGAAUUAGAACCUUGUGGGACACCUUGUGAAGGGCUUUUCAUUUCCGUGGCCUUCAAACUCCUCAUCCUCAUGUUGGGUAGUUGGGCUCUUUUUUUCCGUCGCCCCAAAGCUUUUUUCCCCCGCGUUUUCGUGUUCCGAGCGUUACUCAUGGUGUUGGUUUUCCUCCUGGUUGUAUCUUAUUGGCUUUUUUAUGGGGUGAGGAUCUUGGAUACGAAGGAUCGGAAUUACCAAGGGGUGGUCCAAUACGCCGUGUCCUUGGUGGACGCUCUGCUCUUCGUUCAUUAUUUGGCCGUGGUGUUGUUGGAGUUACGACAGCUCCAGCCUCAGUUCACCCUCAAAGCCGUUCGCUCGGCCGACGGGACCAGUCGCUUCUAUAACGUCGGGUAUCUCAG